Messenger RNA from [Candida] anglica, 749 nucleotides. Lineage: Eukaryota; Fungi; Ascomycota; Pichiomycetes; Serinales; Debaryomycetaceae. The record is from the annotation of a GenBank genome assembly.
ACACUAGCUGACACAAGCAAUUAAAUUCAACUCAAUCCAUCCUUGUUAUAUUAGUUAGCCAUGUCUGAUUUAUGUCCUGUUUAUGCUCCAUUUUUUGGUGCCAUUGGCUGUACUGCCGCUAUCGUCUUCACCUGUUUCGGUGCUUCUUACGGUACGGCUAAGUCCGGUGUCGGUAUCUGUGCCACCUCCGUCUUGAGACCAGAUCUUUUGGUCAAGAACAUUGUCCCAGUCAUUAUGGCUGGUAUUAUUGCCAUUUAUGGUUUGGUUGUUUCUGUCUUGGUUUCUGACACCUUGAAGCAAGGACAAGCCUUGUUCACCGGUUUCAUCCAAUUGGGUGCUGGUUUAUCUGUAGGUUUGUCUGGUUUGGCUGCUGGUUUUGCCAUCGGUAUUGUCGGUGAUGCUGGUGUCAGAGGUACUGCCCAACAACCAAGAUUGUUCGUCGGAAUGAUUUUGAUUUUGAUUUUCGCUGAAGUUUUGGGUUUGUACGGUUUGAUUGUCGCUUUGUUGUUGAACUCUAGAGCUGAGCAAGAUGUUGUUUGUUAAACUAAAAUGGAAAAGGAAUAUUUAUAAACUCAAAAUUUUUGUUUAACUUCACUUCUUUUUAAUAACACUACUUGCAAAAACAAAAUCCUACUCCUUUUUUUCCCAGCUUGCUAUAUUAUUCCUUAAAAGAGAGAGAACAUAAAACUAUUUUACGAUAGUUUAUAGAAAAAAGAAAACUCCAUGGAAUUUAAUUAGAUAUUUAUCUA